Messenger RNA from Fusarium coffeatum, 1065 nucleotides. RefSeq lists its product as uncharacterized. Gene Ontology annotation, molecular function: methyltransferase activity. The transcript is spliced from 9 exons. NCBI's taxonomy places the organism in Eukaryota, Fungi, Ascomycota, Sordariomycetes, Hypocreales, Nectriaceae. Bases 1 to 1065 code for a protein of 354 amino acids. The record is from RefSeq and is a predicted model, not a curated record.
AUGUCUAGUCUGACAGCUCACGAUCAAGCUGCCCGUCAGGUGUCACCCAAAUCGACAUCGGCGAGCCCUCGUCAUCCGGGAUCCCCUCACGGCGAGACUGGUCUUCUUCCUCCGGAACAUUGGGCGGCUUUACCCGAAGAGGACAACGACAGAGGUGAUGCUGAAUCGACCAUAUCUGACAAUGCCAGCUCAACAGGAUCUCUAAGCUCCAGCAUCUUGGAGUACAGGACAAUCCAUGGCAGAUCGUACCACAGCGACCGGGGCAAUGCUGAUUAUUGGGGGCCUACUGAUGAAACCAGUCAGGAAGCUAUGGACAUUAACCAUCAGGUGCUCACCCUCUUGAUGGGUGAUAAGCUCUACUUGGCACCAAUCUCAGAGAACAUACAGGCGGCUGUAGAUAUUGGAACUGGCACAGGAAUCUGGGCUAUCGAAUUUGCCGAUAUGUUUCCACAUGCCUCAGUAGUUGGGACUGAUCUAGCGCCCAUCCAACCAAGUUGGGUACCGCCGAACCUAGAAUUUCAGAUAGACGACUGCACUCAGGAAUGGACCUUCCAGCCAGAAUCUCUUGACUAUGUGCACAUCCGCUGGAUGCUUGGCAGUAUCAUGGACUGGACGGCGCUCUUCCAACAAGCUUAUAGGGCCCUUAAGCCCGGCGGCUACAUCGAAAGCUUUGAGCCGUCGUCAUGCUUUGAAAGUGAUGACGGUACGGUCGUUGAAGGCGGCCCAUUGGAUCAAUGGGGUCGAUUCUUCAGGGAAGGGGGACGCAAGAUCGGCCGACCAUUUACGGUCUAUGAGGACAGUAUACAAGAAGAGGCUAUGCGACAGGCUGGAUUUGUUGAAAUUGAAGAAAGAGUUUUCAAGGCAAGACAGUACACGCAAGCUGCCAUUAACCAAGAUGCGAAGGGAAGUGUAAUGCAGAUGGCCACUCUCUUAGGCUGGACUGAACCGGAGGUCACUGUGUUUGUCUCCCACCUACGUCGUGAGAUUUCUUCGCCCAAGAUCCACUCGUACUUUAAACAGAAGGUAGUCUGGAGCCGGAAGCCUGAAGCGGCCCAGGCCGAUUAG